AUGGAUCGUAUUACAAUCCUGUUCAUCUCGCCGCUGCUGAUUAUUUCCACCAUCCAGCCGCCAGCCAGUAGUGCGGAUGGCAGCGUCCUAUCAGCAGUGCUGACUCCAUCUGCUGAAGGACCACUACAGCGCCAACAGCGAAGCUACGAGUACUACGAGCGCUACGGCUCGCGUAGACCGCUGUACGAGCGGCCGGACUACGGCGGCUCGUGUGGCAGAUGCGACGACAGAUACGACGACAGAUCCGACGACAGCGACGAAUACGACCGCGGCCGCGACAAAUACGACGAAGACCGACGGCCCAGCCACCGGCCGACGACGGGCGGGAGGCAUGACAAGAAGGACUACGACGAUGACAGAAGAUACAGCACCGAUCGGAAAAGCACUCAGAAGAACGAGACUGACGAAGACAGCGACUCGAGCAAAAGACCGUACGACGACAAGGACAGACAUAGUGGCGGCAGACGGGGCCACAGGGACAGAGACAGGGACAGAAACAGGCAUGACGAUAGAGACAGAUACAGGCCCGAUUACUACGACCGCUUUCUAAGGGACCCGUACAGGGAUAGAUAUGAAAGGCCGUAUUACGAGGAUCCUUAUAGAGAGCGAAGGCCUUACGACAGAUAUCCGGAUAGAUAUGACGACGGGUAUAGCAGAUAUGACGGGUAUGGAUACACGGGGUAUAGAAGGCCUUAUUAUGACGAUCGUUAUGACAGGGGUGGCGCGUAUGACCCGUAUGGGGGGUACGGACCCAGCGUUGGAAGAGGACAACACGACAGUUUCAGGCCCUGGGACGAGACCUACCGAGGGCAGGCGGGCUGGGACGCGGGCGGCCGGGGCUACUAUUUCGCUUCGGGGAGACCAGAGACCUCAAGCCAGUACUGGCCUCGCCAGGAGUACGCUAGGCCGCAGAGCACUGGUUGGCAGGGCGCGGGGUAUUCCAGCGGGUACAGAGACCCUGUAGCAGACUACAGGGGCUCAUUCGGCUACGCCCAGACCGGCGGUUACCGGCAGGACCUCGGUUCCGGAUACGGCCAGUCCAGCGGCUGGCACAGCGUCGGGGAGCGGAGACCGUACCGAGACCAAAGUGGCGUCAGUCAAUUGGAUAAUAGCAACGAUGGUAAAUACGGUCAGAACGAUAACCGUCAACCGGUAUAUGGACAGUACAGCAAUAACCAAGCUGGUUUGAACAUUUAUGGCUCGAGCAGCACUACGCCUGGUACCAGUUAUUUGUACGAGCGGGAAGACGAUAUUGUGACAGAUAAACCAGCUGACGACUCCAGUAAGGCGCCAUCU
Molecule: messenger RNA, 1296 nt
Organism: Iphiclides podalirius (scarce swallowtail)
Lineage: Eukaryota; Metazoa; Arthropoda; Insecta; Lepidoptera; Papilionidae
Source: the annotation of a GenBank genome assembly